Messenger RNA from Striga asiatica, 393 nucleotides. NCBI's taxonomy places the organism in Eukaryota, Viridiplantae, Streptophyta, Magnoliopsida, Lamiales, Orobanchaceae. The record is from the annotation of a GenBank genome assembly.
AUGGGAAAGCACGGAAAAGAAAAGGAGAAAGCACGAUACUCAAUAUGGGACGUAAUAUUCUACGCCAAGCAGGUAAAGAUGAUAGUGUAUCUAUCCAAACACCUUCUUGGAAGACCAGUUUCUUGCGAACGGCCCGCCAACAAAUCCCAUCCUCCGGCUUUCAUUGGCGGCGGCAUAGACGAGCGCUUUGUGAGCAGCCGAGUGCUGGGGGACAGUGCCAUGUUUCCGAGCUUUUCGGCUGCAAUCUCGAAGGCAUUAACCACUUUAAAACACAGAUUUAAAUAUUACCUGAAUUUAAGGACUGUUGUGAUCUGGCAGGAGAAAAACUGCUUUGGGGCUUCGGGUUCGAUAAUUUCCCCUGAUAUCUCCUACCACUUUUUUGUUCCACACUAG